This is a messenger RNA of Carica papaya (papaya), 5441 nucleotides long. Its product is annotated as Pentatricopeptide repeat (PPR) superfamily protein. The record is from RefSeq and is a predicted model, not a curated record. Gene Ontology annotation, molecular function: protein binding. NCBI's taxonomy places the organism in Eukaryota, Viridiplantae, Streptophyta, Magnoliopsida, Brassicales, Caricaceae.
CAAUAGCACCCAACUUCGUUGUAGAGAAGAGAGGUGAGUGGGGAAACCUCAACACAGUUCAUCAUUGACAAGAAGAACUGAAAAACCUAGUCUCCAUGCAAAAUAAUCUCUUCCUUCCUAGGGCAACAUCUGUUUAGGCUGUGAAGCCUUUGCCAGUAAUCGGCGUAGACAGCAGCCUGAAACCAUGGUAAGCUUGCUCUGAUCUUUCAUCAAAGAAGCCAAAAUCACAGUCAAGAAUGUUUUCAGUGUCACUAAAGCUAGCAGCGAAAACGAGACUCCUGCUUUCCCACUCACUCAUCCUCUACACCAACAAUCUCCUUCCCUUUUCUCUUGUCUCACUUUCCUUCCACUACUCGACGGCCACGCUUAACCACCAACACUUCGGCCCCCUCAACUUCAAUGCCAAGGACGUGGUGCUUUCAUUUAAGGAAUGGUUCAAAGCCAAAACCCCUACCGCCCCUUUGCUGGAUCGAAUUUUAGAGAUCCUACGAGCCCCCCAGACCGAGGACGAGGAGCGAGCGGCGGAUGUAGCGUUGUCCCACCUCGACCUUCAGAUCUCCGAGGAGCUGGUUUUGCAAGUAUUUUCUCACGCCAAGGGCGAUGUACUCUCCUGCCUCAAGUUCUUCGAUUGGGCUGGUCGUCAGCCUGGAUUCAAUCACACACGGGUAACCUUCCACGCCAUCUUCAAGAUCCUUUCCAAGGCCAAACUCAUGUCUCUCAUGUUUGAUUUCUUGGACAGCAAUCUGAAGAAGCAGAUUUAUGGACAGAAGGUCAGGUUAUGCGAUAUUUUGGUCAUGGGUUAUGCGGUGGCUGGCAGGCCAGAUACUGCGCUCCAACUGUUCGGUAGAAUGCGCUUUCGAGGUCUGGACUUGGACAGUUUUGCUUAUCAUGUGUUGUUGAAUGCAUUGGUAGAGGGCAGCUGCUUUGACGCUGUGGACAUAAUUUUCGAGCAGAUUUCGCGCAGGGGUUUCGACUGCCAUGUGACUCACUCCAUAAUGAUGAAGAGCUUUUGUCGGCAGAAUCGGUUGGGGGAAGCAGAGGAGUAUAUACGCGGCUUGUUGAGUAGAGGGGAGGUUAUAGAUGAUUUUGAAUACGGAUUGGGUUUUCUUGUUGAUGCACUUUGUAAGAAGAAUAUGAUGGAAUGUGCGGGGAGGUUGCUUGUAGACUUUAAGGAGUCAGGUUCGGUACGAAUGGGGCAUGCUUAUGGGAUUUGGCUUAGAGCUCUUGUUCUUGCUGGUAACUUGGAUGGGGCCUUGGACUUCUUGCAGAGGAAAAAGUCGCUGGAAGGUUAUAUUCCAGAUGUUUUUCGGUAUAACUCUUUGGUGUGUCAGCUUCUGAAGGACAACAAGCUUACAGAAGUGGCUGACAUAUUGCUAGAGAUGAAGGAAAAUCACAUUUCUCCUGAUGAAAUCACCAUGAAUGCUGUAUUGUGCUUCUUUUGCAAAGCAGGAAUGGUGGAUAUUGCGCUGGACUUGUACCAAUCAAGGUCAGAGUUUGGUCUCACACCUAAUGGCAUGGCUUACAACUACUUGAUCAGCACUCUAUGUGGAGAUGGAAGUGUUGAUGAGGCUUACCAUGUGUUGAAGCAUUCUAUUGAUCAAGGCCAUUUUCCUGGUAGAAGGACAUUCUCAAUUAUUGCUAAUGCUUUGUGUAAGGAGGGGAAGCUUGACAAGAUGAAGGAGUUGGUUCUUGUUGCCUUGGAGCGCAACAUUAAGCCUAGUGAUUCUACAUAUGAUAAAUUUAUAACAGCUCUCUGUAAUGCUAGGAGAGUGGAAGAUGGAUAUUUAAUACAUGGAGAGCUCAAUAGAACAAAUAGAGUUGCUAAAAGGUCUACUUACUUCCAUUUAAUCAACGGUUUCAACAAGUCAAGUAGGGGAGAUAUUGCAUCCAGGCUUCUCAUUGAAAUGCAAGAUAAGGGUCACCCUCCAACUAGAUCACUGUUCAGAGCUGUUAUUCGUUGCCUAUGUGGUAUGGAAAAUCCAGAAAAUCAGUUCCUCAGGUUACUGGAGAUGCAGUUGUCUCAUCGUGAACCUAAUUGCCUGGUUUAUAAUUUUUUCAUUGAUGGAGCUGGAUAUGCCAGAAAGCCAGAGUUGGCUAGAAAAGUAUUUGAGAUGAUGCGAAGAAGUGGGAUUGAGCCAUUUCUAAGUUCUAAGAUCCUUAUGCUGCAGAGCUAUCUAAAGAAUUACAGAAUUUCUGAUGCUCUAAAUUUCUUUAGUGAUUUACGCCAGCAGAGUAGAAUUGAGAAAAAACUUUACAAUACCAUGAUUGUCGGUCUCUGCAAAGUAAACAAGGGCGAUAUUGCACUUCAUUUUUUGAAAGAAAUGAGGGAUAAUGGAUUGGUUCCCAGCACCGAAAGUUAUGAAUGCCUUAUACAACUGCUGUGUGCAAAUGGGGAGUAUGACAUGGCCAUCAAUCUUGUUAAUGAUUUGGAGAAAGCGGGACGUCAUAUUACAUCCUUUAUUGGAAACACUCUUUUAUGGCAUUCUUUGAAAAGUCAAGCUCUCUAUGAGGCCUGGCUUCGAUUGAGAGAUGUUCAUGAUGAGACAUCAGUUUCUUUGUCCCUUGGCCAUCUCAUUAAGUUGUUUUCUGGUGGCAUCAAUAUAGAGAUUCCUAUUGAGAAGUUGGAAGCAGAGGUUGAACAGUGCUUUCGGCUUGAUAUUUAUAAUUAUAAUAUCUUGUUGAAAAGAGUAAGCAUGAGCCAUGUUGAUCAUGCUUGUCAGAUCUUUGACCGGAUAUGUCAAAGAGGGUAUGAACCGAAUCAAUGGACUUAUGAUAUAUUAGUGCAUGGCCUCUUCAGAAAUGGAAGGAUAGCUGAGGCAAAGAAUCUUGUGGAAGAGAUGUUCCAGAAGGGCUUUGAUCUGACUGAUCGCACCAAACUAUUGGUUUAACUGAUGCCCACUUGUGGUUGUGUGCUUGGACCCAUUACUGGUCCUUGCUUGCCAAAGUACAUCAGGACUCCAGAGCUUGACUCACCUGGUGCCCCCUUGCAGAUCGGCAGGUAGUGUGAGGUUUUAUGGCUGAGACAGCAAUUCUGUGGGGCAAUGAAACUUCUUGAUCUUUUCGAAGUGGUAUGUUUUUCCAAUAAAUUUCUUGGUUGUGAAUUAGGUACGAGUCAAUUGGAGGCUUCUGAUCCCGAUGGCAGUGCAUAUGUCAAUUAAUGCGCCCUGGUUGUGGUCGAUUUGCAACUGGCAGCUGAUAGCUGUUUAAGGUUUGCAAUUUUCAGUUUUGGGUUUUUUCCUCUUCCAGAUGGGUGGGACCUGUUGGGUGUGAGUUUUAGAUUUUGGAUUAGGAACUUCUAACUCUGAUGCCAACUUAUGUAGGACAAAUUAAGGUUAAUUUGCAUACUUAGUGAUUUAAGGAUAAAAGCUCAGAUAUCACUGUUUUGAUUUAUUAAACAUCGCAACUAAGAAGUCUUUGAGUGUUGAACAUUGAGUUGAUUACAUCACACAACUAAAAAAUCGAGAGAAUUCUCAAGAAUUUUAUUGUCAAACCGAAUUGUCUCAAAAAUGAUGUUAUAAAAGGUACUUAUAGUAUUUCCCUAAUAGAAUUAGAUUAAGAAAUACUAAUACUUAUAAGAUUAAGGACUACGACUAAUGAAAGUACAAGAAACAAUCAUAAUUGAUUUAGGAAAAAUUAAUUAGAUUCUAAAUAGUUCAAUACUAAAAUUAAGGAAAAGUAACUUCCUAAUAACAUAGCUAUCUCUCCAAAAAAAAGGGAAAGGAAACAUAGCUAUAUGCACCAUCAUUAAGAAUUAGUUUCUAUCUAUUAUUGCAAAACUGUAAGUAAAGGUGAUCAAACCAAGCUAAGUUGAACUCUGGAGAUAGAGUUGCUAGAUCUCUUGCACAGUGGGAGGCUUCAACUAUUUUCACAAAAUGACAUUUUGCUCCACUUAGCUAGUUUUCAUAUAGUUUUCAUUAUGUUUUUCAGACAAAUAUUAUAUCUGAUGUGGGAUCUUGCUAGGGCAAGACAUUUUUAGAGAAGAUGUGACUUCAUUUAUUCUUUCUUAUAGAUUUUUUUUUUCCAAUCUUUCUUCUGCGUUCUCUCUUUCUUUUUUAUUGAGCAAUGAGUGGGGAAAUCUUUCUGGAUUGCAUUGACAUCAAGCUCAAAUAUGAGUUCUAUAUAUGAAAAGGGCCUGAAUAUAUGUUAUUCUUGCUUAAACGACAGAUCCUCCAUGUGGUCCUUAAAGGAUUUAUUUAUGUUUUUAGUUGUUCGUGGUUGUUCUUGUAAAUUCCUUUGUUGAAGUUACUGUUAUUCUCUUUUAAAACUAUAAAGCCGUAUGCUUAAACUACGAGUAGGAAGAGAAACAUGGGAUUGAUUUAUUUAUGUUAUUUUUUACUUAUAGAGUACUUGAAGAAUGCAACCUUUGUAAAUUCCUGUUGAAAUAUUUGCAUUUAAAACAGAAUUCUAGUACAGCCUCCUACAGGCCAAGGCACAUGAGUUUCUUCAGGGAUUUUGCUGUUAUCAAUUCACGAAAGGAAACUGGGAGGGUGAAUUAUAUUAACUUGGCUUCCUUUUCUGUUUUUGUUUUAUUGAUUUCUUGUUCUGUUUGUGAGAGGAUACCUUGUACUUGUUUUUUAUAAACUCUUUUCUUCUUAUUAUCAUAUUCUUUUUCUAGAAAAAAUAAUAAUUGUGCAGGAAAGAAAUAGAUGCUCAUAAUGGAGAAAUUAAUUUCGAGAAAGCUCUGUUAUUUUUUAGGUACCAUCCAUCUAGCAAGUUAACCUGUGAUGGCAGAAGGUAUUAUGCCUUUUAACAGUUUGUAAAUGUUAGAUUUCUAAUGUCAAAUCUAAACGGUUCACUUGAUUUAGUAUUAUUGGUUAAAAUAUUUUUUCUGAACUCGGUUAAGAAGGAUCAAAGUUUGGUGCAUUAUUUUGAAGCUAAAGCAUCAUAGAAUUUCCUUCAUCAAACUUGUUAUUGUGCAUGGAUCUUGUUAAUUUGUUAUCUUGUAUUUUUUGUUUUUUCGCAUUAGAUUCGGUUAUCAUCUAUUAGCAAACAUGUGCUGCCCUUGGUCUUGGAUUGUUGAGUGUUUCAGUGUUGUGGGUGCUUUCAAUGCUUUCUGUUGCAUGCCAUCAAGAAAUCAUGUACAAAAGCACUUCCUCUUUGGAGUCUAUUGCUACAAAAGAAUGAAACAAGUCUUGGAGCUGAUGUGGAGGCCAGGAACCUGUCUGACUUUGCUGUCCAUAAAUUUUUACUGUGACCUUGUAUCAUAUGGAAAGAAAGAGUUCAUUGCACAAGUUAGAUGUGUACUUUCUUGAUGCAAUAUACACUUGGAUUUUUAUACUAAGGGAUUUAUUAGUACCUUUAGAUAAGAAUUCUGUAUCUUGGAAGUUGUAACAUCUACCAUGCAUAGAGAUAGUAGUUAUUGUACAGGUAAAGUAGCAAUUUUUGGAGUAAGUAGUUAUCUGGUGCAAAGGAGGAAAAGACUUUCAGAAAGAUUUAGUGUA